This is a messenger RNA of Jatropha curcas, 1637 nucleotides long. NCBI's taxonomy places the organism in Eukaryota, Viridiplantae, Streptophyta, Magnoliopsida, Malpighiales, Euphorbiaceae. The record is from RefSeq and is a predicted model, not a curated record.
UAGCCGCAGUUCUUUGUACCUAAAGAUGGAUUCAGAAAGAGCUAUUAAGCCUCAUGUAAUCCUAGUCCCAUUCCCUGCACAAGGUCAUAUAAACCCUUUUAUGCAAUUAGCCAAGCUUUUACACUCAAGAGGUUUGUACAUAACCUUUGUUAACACUGAGUUCAAUCACAGCCGACUAGUUCGAUCCAAAGGACAGGAAGCUGUGAAAGGCUUGCCUGAUUUUCGCUUCGAAACAAUACCUGAAGGAUUGCCACCUUCUGAUAAAGAUGCUACUCAAGAUCCUGCGGCUUUGUGCGAUUCGAUCCGAAAGAAUUGCCUGAAUUGCCUGGUUCCUUUUUUGGAGCUAUUGUCUAAGCUCAAUUCUUCUUCUCAAGUGCCUAAAGUUAGCUGCAUAAUUUCAGAUGGUGUCAUGAGUUUUUGUAUUAAAGCAGGAGAAAUGUUAGGCAUACCUGCGGUUCAGUUCUGGACAGCCUCAGCCUGUGGUCUUAUGGGAUAUUUGCAAUAUGGUGAAUUUAUUAAGAGAGGGAUUAUUCCCUUUUCAGAUGAAAGCUUUCUUACUGAUGGCACACUUGAUACUCCAAUAGAUUGGAUCCCAGGCAUGAGUAAUAUCCGCAUUAAAGAUAUACCAAGUUUUGUUAGAACCACAAAUAUUGAAGACACCUUAUUUGAUUACCUGAAAUCAGAAUCAGAAAACUGCUUAAGCUUCUGCAAAAAAGCUUCUGCAAUUAUCUUCAACACUUUCGAAGAGUUUGAACAUGAAGUGUUAGCUGCAAUUUCAGCCAAGUUUCCUCUCAUUUACUCAAUAGGCCCACUUACCUUGCUCGAAAGGCGCUUGCCGGAGACCGAACUCAAGUCGUUAAGGCCAAGUCUAUGGAAAGAAGACUCAAACUGUCUUGAAUGGCUAAAUAAAAGAGAGCCCAAUUCAGUUGUUUACGUGAAUUAUGGUUCUGUGACUGUAAUGACGGAGCAACACUUAAAAGAAUUUGCAUGGGGACUAGCAAAUAGUAAAUACCCAUUUUUGUGGAUUAUCAGACCUGAUGUUGUCAUGGGAAAUUCUGCAAUAUUACAUGAAGACUUUCUUGAAGAGAUUGCAGACAGAGGAUAUUUAGCAACUUGGUGUCCACAAGAUCAAGUACUUUCGCACCCAUCUAUUGCUGUUUUUUUAACUCAUUGUGGGUGGAAUUCUUCGAUGGAAAGUGUUUGCGGAGGCGUGCCUGUGAUUUGUUGGCCAUUUUUUGCGGAGCAACAAACAAAUUGUAGAUUUGCUUGUACUAGUUGGGGAAUUGGCUUGGAAGUGAAUGGAGAUGUGAAGAGUUAUGAAAUUGAGGCUUUGCUUAAGGAAAUGAUGGAAAAUGAUAACGGCAAGAAAAUGAAACAAAAGGCUUUGGAAUGGAAGAGGAAAGAGAAAGCUAUUGAUGCUGGUGGUUCUUCAUACAGUGAUUUUGAGAGAUUCAUGAAGGAUUUUCUACAUUUUGAUUAGAGAUAUAAGCGGGGUGGGUUUUUCAUGGGUACUCAACCCAUAAAAACCCCUUUAAAGCAAGUUUGAGUAUUAAUUAACUGGGUUUGAAACAAGUAUGAAUAUCGAAUGAAUUAUUCACAGUAGAUUUGGAUUGAGUAUAGAUUUAAAGCUGUGGGUA